CACUGUUUCUACAUAUUUUCCCAUCCAUUUGGUAAUUGAAUUUGCAUUUGGAAAAUCAAAAUUAAACUGAAUUUGAGCAAGAAGAGGAGGAAGGAGGAGGAGGAGGAGGGGUGGGGAGGCAUAUAGGAAGACAAUGAACCUACCCUUAUCGUGUUCUUAGUCUCAUCGUGCCUCCCCCUCAGAUCUUAGCUUUUUUUGUGAUUACUUGACUGUGGGUUGAUUCGCAGAAUCCGAUGUUUCCUAAUUGAAUCUGAGAGUUUCAUUUUACACCGUAAACUGAGAUUGUCAUAAUUUUAAGAUAAAAUGCAAUCAGAUAAUGGCAAAUUAUUUAUUGGGGGAAUAUCAUGGGAUACAAACGAAGAGCGACUUAGGGAGUAUUUUAGUACCUUUGGAGAGGUCAUGGAAUCAGUGAUAAUGAAGGAUAGGACAACAGGCAGAGCACGUGGAUUUGGCUUCAUUGUUUUUUCUGAUCCAGUCGUUGCCGAAAGAGUGAUAAAAGAGAAACACAGCAUUGAUGGAAGGAUGGUUGAGGCAAAGAAAGCUGUUCCUAAGGAUGACCAGAACAUCCUGAGUAGAAACAGUGGCAGUGUACAUGGUUCUCCAGUUCCAUGCCGCACAAGAAAGAUAUUUGUCGGAGGUUUACCAUCAACAGUAACGGAGAGUGAUUUCAAAAAGUACUUUGACCAGUUUGGGAUUAUAACAGAUGUGGUAGUGAUGUAUGAUCACAACACUCAGAGACCGAGAGGGUUUGGAUUUAUCACUUUUGAUUCUGAGGAAGCUGUUGACGCAGUUUUGCUCAAGACUUUUCAUGAAUUGAAUGGAAAAAUGGUUGAGGUGAAGCGGGCAGUUCCUAAGGAGCUGUCACCAGUACCAAACCACAGCCCAUUUGGUGGAUAUAACAAUGGUCUUGGUAGGAUGAGUAAUUUCUUAAAUGGCCUCACUCAGGGAUAUGCUCCAAGUAAUGUUGGAGGGCAUGGGCCUCAGGUGGACGGUAAAUUCAGUCCUGUUGCUAAUGGGCAAAGUGGAUUUACUCUAUUUGGUUCUGGUUAUGGAAUGAAUGUGAAUUUUGAUCAUGGUUUGAACCCUGAAUUUGGGGGAAAUGCAAAUUUCAAUAGUAAUCUUAGCUAUGGUCGAGGACUAAAUACUUAUUAUAUUGACAGCUCAAAGAGGUUUGGCAGUCCUGUCAGAUAUGAUGAUGGAAACAAUUCUUUCUUCAGUUCUGUGACUCAAAAUUUGUGGGGAAAUGAUGGCCUUAGUUAUGGAACCGGCUCUGCUAAUUCCAGUUCAUACAAUGGAUCAGGGAGUGCUAGAGGUGGAGGUAACACAUUUGGCAAUAGUGGAGUUGGCUUUGAUUCUUCAUCAAUUUGUUUUCAAGGAGACAGGAACAAUGUAUCAGUAAGUAAUGGCAACCUUAGCUUUGGAGGUUCUCACAACAAUUAUGGUUUGGGGACUGGAGGAUAUGGAAGAAGCAGUGGUACCAAUAUACCCCCAACAUCAUCAUACUCAUUGGUGUCAAAUGGAGAUUCUGAUGGGGCUUUUGCUGACUUUUACAAUAGUAGUUCAGUUUAUGGUGAUCCCACGUGGCGAUCAUCAAAUGCUGAGCGAGAUGGAUCUGUUCCCUUUGGAUAUGGACUUGGAGGUGCAAUUUCAAAUGUUUCUGCCAAAAUGUCUCCAGGUUAUGUUGGAGGCUAUACAAUUAAUAAGAGGAUGCCAAAUAGGGGAAUUGCUACAUAGGAUGAUCAUUUUGAAGAUAGAAACUACAGGUGAAAUCAAUCCAGUGAAGCAGGUGAAAUGUGAAUUUUGCACACCAGUGUUGCUGCAUUUCAGUAAAGUCAAAAAAUGUUUGGUUAUCUAUAGCUAACUGGAUUGCUUGUUUUGAGGAUUCAGAUGUAAGGAUAGAAGCUGCAUUUAAGGCUUGAGUUUUUGAGUUACUGUUUUAGGUUUUGGGUUUUGGGAUUUGAGUGAGAUGUAAAAUCUGAUUGCGGGGUAUAGUGGAACUGAAUCAUGCUUUGCUUAUGAGGCAGCAAUAUACAGCAUUUCUUGUGUUCUUGAGUAGGAUUUUUGUCUCUGAUGUCACUCAAAAGUUGUGGCUCAACCUAUGAAUUUUUAGUUUUUUCCAUCCACAUUUUGAUUUGUCUUCGUUGAUUGUAGCUAAUGUUUCUAUCAGUUUCUAGUGUGAAACAUUGAAGGGGAUACCUAUCUAGAAACCCCUUAAAUAAGUUAUCAAUUCAAACUUCAUGCGAGAGAAAGGGAAAUCUCCAAUUCUUUCUACUCAUUUUCUAUUU
Molecule: messenger RNA, 2285 nt
Organism: Abrus precatorius (Indian licorice)
Lineage: Eukaryota; Viridiplantae; Streptophyta; Magnoliopsida; Fabales; Fabaceae
Product: heterogeneous nuclear ribonucleoprotein 1-like
Exons: 5
Coding region: 304-1734 (476 amino acids)
Molecular function (GO): RNA binding
Source: RefSeq, a predicted model, not a curated record